CUCUUCUUCCCCUCCUUCUAUCUCAUCCUUUCCUCGACAUUGCUUUUAGUUUACAAACUAAAUUGUUCCCCUCCGUGCUCCCCCCCAUCCCUUUCAUGUCGAAUGACAAGUAGCUUCAACACUGCAAGUGAAAGCAGGGGGGCCAGCAGCCUGAUCCAAAAGGUCUGGUUCCUCGCUGCAGGAGGGGAGCUGACCAUGGCUCGCGUCAGCUGGAAAUUUCGCACGCCGUGCUCUGGAGUGAAUGGCAGGCUAUACUUUAGCUGCGAUCCCAACCGUGCAUAUUCUUUGGGCUAGCUGCAGCUGGCGAAGUGUGUUUGCAGGUGUUUUGCUGAUGCGCGAUUCCAUUUCCCCACUAAGAUCGUUCUCAGAUCUCCAGGGUCGGAGACUAUCCUUCCUUCUAACGCAGCCGGUGCUGGCGCUAAAGGUGCCUUCUGUCCAGCGAGGUUCUCCGUUGGAAUUGGCCUUGAGUCCUGUGUGGGUAUGUGUGUAUCUGCUCCGGCCUUGUCUUGAACCUUGUUUAAUCAGGGCGACAAUCUGACGACCUCGGAGAAGAUUAUGUUGGUCAGGGAGG
Molecule: messenger RNA, 571 nt
Organism: Aspergillus aculeatinus CBS 121060
Lineage: Eukaryota; Fungi; Ascomycota; Eurotiomycetes; Eurotiales; Aspergillaceae
Exons: 1
Coding region: 242-538 (98 amino acids)
Source: RefSeq, a predicted model, not a curated record